AUGAAACAUGGGCCUCUUAUGCACCUGCAACUUGGUGAAAUUUCAGCAAUUGUGGUUUCUUCGCCAGGUAUGGCUGAACAGAUUAUGAAAAAACAUGACGCUAAUUUUGCUAGUCGAGGUGAACUUCUUGCUGCAGAGAUUGUGACUUAUGGCUAUAUAGAUGUUGGGUUUGCUCCAUAUGGUGAUUACUGGAGGCAGCUGCGGAAGAUUUUCUCUUUAGAGUUGUUGAUUGAAAGUAUCAUCGAAGAACAUAGAGAGACUAGAUCGUCUAAAGUGAUUAAGAAUGGCAGUACUAGUACAGAUGAUCAUCAGCUGGAGGGAGAUCUCCUGGAUGUACUUCUUCGUAUUCAAGAAACUGGUGGCGGAUUUGAAUUUCCCAUCGCCACAGACAACAUUAAAGCAGUUUUCAUGAGCGUUAAGUGGUCAAAUGCGUAA
Molecule: messenger RNA, 435 nt
Organism: Papaver somniferum (opium poppy)
Lineage: Eukaryota; Viridiplantae; Streptophyta; Magnoliopsida; Ranunculales; Papaveraceae
Product: cytochrome P450 71D8-like
Exons: 3
Coding region: 1-435 (144 amino acids)
Molecular function (GO): iron ion binding; heme binding; oxidoreductase activity, acting on paired donors, with incorporation or reduction of molecular oxygen
Source: RefSeq, a predicted model, not a curated record